CAUAAAACCCUAAACCCCCUUUUUCCCCUGAUUGCCCUACUCUCGUGCACUGCUCCCCAGUUUUUCAUUGUUCGCUACCGUUUGGAAUUCCACUCAAAUUCAGAUUUCAAAUUAACCUGCAUUCUCUCUUUACUAGUUUAAGAUUUGAUUCCCUUUUAACACCUGCUGCAAUGGAUUCCCAAGAUUCCUCCGCGCCACCUCCCCACCUCCCUCACCACCACCAUCCUCAACCACCGCCACCUUCACAUCCCGGCCUCCUUCUGGGCCAACACUCUCAGACCCCACAACAUCUGCCCAACAACUCCUACCAACUCCCCAACAGCAACAGUUCUGUCAACCCUACCACCUCCGCCACCACAAACACCGCUAUCAUGCACCAUCAAAACCCUCGCUUCCCCUUUAACUCCAUGGCUGCUGCCGCUGCCGCCGCCGCCGGACCAAAACCGCUGGAUCAUAUUCAGUCUGAAGGGUCGCCUUCUGGAGGUGGUGGCGCUGGGUUCAGCAUUGAGCCAGCCAGGAAGAAAAGGGGUCGGCCCAGAAAGUACUCACCUGAUAACAGCAUUGGGCUGGGUUUGUCCCCUGCCCCGGUUUCUCAGAUUUCCUCUGUCAUGCCCCACAACGAUUCUGGUGGUGGUGGGACGCCUUCAUCCGAUACCCCAGCCAAACGAAACCGUGGCAGGCCUCCUGGCUCAGUGAAAAGACAGAUGGAUGCUCUAGGAGCACCUGGAGUAGGUUUCACGCCUCAUGUGAUUACGGUGAAUGCAGGAGAGGAUAUAGCUUCAAAAAUUAUGGCUUUCUCCCAACAAGGACCUCGAACUGUAUGUAUUCUAUCAGCUAAUGGUGCCAUCUGCAAUGUCACCCUUCGGCAACCAGCAAUGUCCGGUGGGACAGUGACAUAUGAGGGGCGAUUUGAGAUUAUCUCAUUGUCGGGUUCCUUCCUGCUGUCAGAGAGUAAUGGUAACCGCAGUCGAACUGGUGGUCUGAGUGUGUCAUUGGCUGGAUCAGAUGGUAGGGUAUUGGGUGGUGGAGUUGCUGGAAUGCUUAAAGCAGCAUCACCAGUUCAGGUGGUUGUAGGCAGCUUCAUUGCGGAUGGAAAAAAAUCAAAAUCAGGGACAUCUUCUACACCACCUUCAAAUAUGUUAAAUUUUGGUGCCCCCAUGACAGGCGCCAGCCCUUCUCCAGGUGCUUCAAGUGAGUCGGGUGAGGACAACGAUGAUAGUCCUCUUAAUCGUGGAUCAGGACCUUAUGGUAAUGCUGGUCAACCAGGUCAGAAUAUGCCAAUGUAUUCGACUAUGGGUUGGGCAAACUCCAUCAAAAUGCUUCCUAAUUAGCCUCACAAAAAAUCUCCCACAUUAAUGUCUGGCUCGGUUAGGGGGGUUGAUUACAAAUGCCAGCAGCAGAUUUAGGACCUAUGUGUUUCAAUCCUAGAUAGAGAUCUUCUUCAUUUGUUCUUUUCCUUUUCUGUAGCUUUCUUAGUUUUGAAUAGAUCCCCUUGUUCUCUUGCAGAUUCAAAUAUGGUAAGUAAUUGCUAGCAAGGCACGUCUUAUGUGUCGCUUAACAUUCUUAGCAAAAUCCGAUGAUAUUAUUUGAAAUGUCGUCUCUAAUUUUCAGAUCUGACAGCAUAUGUAAGCUUCAUUUAGAUAUAAUAUGUAGGAACCUAUAAUUAGAUGAAGUCCAAGAAAGCAUUUCAUGCU
Molecule: messenger RNA, 1694 nt
Organism: Sesamum indicum (sesame)
Lineage: Eukaryota; Viridiplantae; Streptophyta; Magnoliopsida; Lamiales; Pedaliaceae
Product: AT-hook motif nuclear-localized protein 8
Molecular function (GO): minor groove of adenine-thymine-rich DNA binding
Source: RefSeq, a predicted model, not a curated record